AUGGUGACCCUUUUUCAAUUCGGCCUUAUCGUGUUCACCGGCCUUGGAAGCCUCACAUAUGGCUAUUGUAGCAGCAUCAUUGCGACUACCUUGGGACAGCCGUCAUUUAUUGCUUAUUUUGACCUUGCGACGCGCUCCAAUGCCAAUAGCCUCAUCGGUGCAAUCAAUGGCCUUUAUCAAUCAGGCGGACUCUUUGGAGCGGUAUCGGUGCUUUUCAUCCCGGACAAAGUUGGUCGUCGGUGGGCUCUCUUCAUAGGCGGAGUAUGCUGUAUCGUUGGUGGAGCUCUGCAGGCUGGCAGCGUUCAUAUAGCCAUGUUCCUGAUAGCAAGGUUUCUUGUUGGCUAUGGCAUAGGCUCUCUUGUCACCCUUGUCCCACUUUACCAAAGUGAGGUGUCGCCAACCAGUAUCCGUGGAUUUCUAGUCGGAAUGGGUGGCGUUAUGAUCUGCAUUGGAUAUAUCACCGCGAGUUGGGUUGGUCUGGGAUUCUAUUUUGUUCCAGGACACAAGCAGUGGAGAGGCCCUCUCGCUAUUCAAGUUCUACCCCCUCUGCUGCUUUGUCUGGGUUUGAAUUGGGUUCCAGAGUCCCCCCGAUGGCUCCUUCUCCGAGAUCAGAGCGAGCGGGCUCGCGCUCAAUUUCGAAGGAUUCAUGCUGAUGUCGCCAAAUCUCUCGGAGAGCAUGUUCUCGAGGAAGAGUUUCUCCUUCUUCGUGCCCAAGUUGCUCAAGAGAUCAAGCACCACGUGCCACUGAAGCAGUUUUGGACGCAGAGGUCUCUCCGGAAGCGAUGUAUCAUAGGAUGGCUUACAUACGCCGCGGGUCAAGGAACUGGAACGUUGGUCAUCAACAAUUACGGGCCUCUGCUCUACUCGAACCUCGGAUUCAACACUGUCCAACAACUUCUGAUUCAGUGUGGUUGGAUCACGGUUGCCCCAUUCGUCGGCACUAUCAACUCUUUGAUCGUCGACCGGGUGGGUCGUGUCAGACUAUUGAUGUUCGGUCUCGCCGGCACCCUAGUUGCCCUGGUCGGGGAAUGCAUCACUUUGAGCAUCUUCCAGAGAACCGGAAACCGAGGGGUCGCCGGAGGUGCAGUCUUUUUCCUGUUCCUUCACGUUUUCCUUUUUGGCGGGUCGUAUGACUCGACAAGCUAUAUCUACGGCAGCGAAAUCUUUCCCAAUCCUGUUCGUGCCCGUGGUCUUGGGAUAUCGAUAACUGGGCUUUUCGCCUCCACCAUCGUCUUUCUGCAGUGUGCUCCAACCGCAUUUGCGAGCAUUGGCUGGAAAUACUACCUCCUCUUUAUCGCCUUGGACGCAGUGAUGUUCGUCGUCAUGUGGUUAUACUUCCCGGAGACCAAGGGAAUCUCCUUAGAAGAUAUUGGGGAAGUCUUUGGCGAUGAUAUCGUUCUGGAGGAUCCAAGUGUCGAAGCCGUCCACCGACGUUUCAAAGAGUCCCAUUAUAGAGAAGAGGCACUCGUUAACUUGGAGGGAGACGAGGAAAAAAGGGCGGAGUUCGGAGAAGUCGAGCGAAGCACUAUCGCUGUCAAGGAGUGA
This is a messenger RNA of Fonsecaea multimorphosa CBS 102226, 1545 nucleotides long. RefSeq lists its product as uncharacterized. Gene Ontology annotation, cellular component: membrane. The record is from RefSeq and is a predicted model, not a curated record. Lineage: Eukaryota; Fungi; Ascomycota; Eurotiomycetes; Chaetothyriales; Herpotrichiellaceae. The transcript has 7 exons. Bases 1 to 1545 code for a protein of 514 amino acids. Gene Ontology annotation, biological process: carbohydrate transport; transmembrane transport. Gene Ontology annotation, molecular function: carbohydrate:proton symporter activity.